Molecule: messenger RNA, 2909 nt
Organism: Chelmon rostratus (copperband butterflyfish)
Lineage: Eukaryota; Metazoa; Chordata; Actinopteri; Chaetodontiformes; Chaetodontidae
Gene: lss
Product: lanosterol synthase (2,3-oxidosqualene-lanosterol cyclase)
Exons: 21
Coding region: 45-2102 (685 amino acids)
Biological process (GO): triterpenoid biosynthetic process; cholesterol biosynthetic process
Cellular component (GO): lipid droplet
Molecular function (GO): lanosterol synthase activity
Source: RefSeq, a predicted model, not a curated record
GGCGCUAUGUGGAAGAUCAGGACGCCCCAGACAGAGAGCAGACAAUGCUGGAAGCCCAUUCUCUAGGCUUGGACACGAGUAAGUUUGUGUCUGAGUCCCCGGCUGCCCACUCGGCUGUAGAUGCAGCUCUGAAAGGCAUGCACUUCUACAGAAACCUCCAGGCCGAGGACGGUCACUGGGCGGGGGACUACGGCGGGCCUCUCUUCCUGCUCCCAGGUCUCCUGAUCACAUGCCACGUAGCUAAGAUCCCUCUGGCUGAGGCCUGGAAGAAAGAGAUGGUGAGGUACCUGCGCUCCGUUCAGCUGCCAGAUGGAGGCUGGGGCCUACAUAUUGAAGACAAGUCCACCGUCUUUGGCACAGCGCUGAGUUACACCUCAUUAAGGAUCCUGGGAGUAGAGCCUGAUGAUCCAGAUAUGGUUCGAGCCAGGAACAACCUGCACAGCAAAGGCGGCGCUGUAGGGAUUCCCUCAUGGGGUAAAUUCUGGUUGGCCAUUUUAAACGUCUACAGUUGGGAGGGAAUGAACACACUGCUGCCAGAGAUGUGGCUUUUCCCCACUUGGAUGCCAGCUCACCCCUCUACCCUGUGGUGUCACUGUCGCCAGGUCUACCUACCCAUGAGCUACUGUUAUGCUGUCAGACUGGCUGCAGAGGAAGACUCCCUGAUCCUCAGCCUCAGACAGGAGCUUUAUGUCCAGGACUAUUCCACCAUUAACUGGCCUGCUCAGAGGAACAAUGUGGCUGCAUGUGACAUCUACACACCUCACAGCACACUGCUCACCGUCGCCUACAUGGUGUUAAAUGUGUAUGAAGCUCACCACAGCACCACUCUGAGAGGAAAGGCUGUCAAAGAACUGUAUGAGCACAUCCAAGCAGACGACAGCUUCACUAAAUGUAUCAGCAUUGGACCGAUCUCCAAGACCAUCAACAUGCUGGUUCGCUGGUAUGUGGACGGUCCCUCCUCUCCGGCCUUUCAGGAGCAUGUGUCCAGGAUCCCAGACUACCUCUGGUUGGGAUUAGAUGGCAUGAAAAUGCAGGGGACCAAUGGAUCUCAACUCUGGGACACUUGCUUUGCUGUGCAGGCUUUCCUUGAGGCAGGAGCCCAGGAUAACCCCAGACUAGCUGAGUGCCUCAGAGAUGCCCAUCAGUUCCUCGCCAUCACACAGAUACCUGAGAAUCCUCCUGAGUACCAGAAGUACUACAGACAAAUGAACAAGGGAGGCUUCCCCUUCAGCACCCGUGACUGUGGUUGGAUUGUGGCUGACUGCACAGCUGAGGGCCUGAAGUCCGUGAUGCUGCUGCAGGAGCUCUGUCCCUCCAUCAGCCAACCUGUCACCUCAGAGCGCCUGUAUGACGCUGUCAAUGUGCUGCUGAGCAUGAGAAACCCUGAUGGUGGAUUUGCCACAUAUGAAACUAAGAGAGGAGGGAGACUCCUGGAGCUGCUCAACCCCUCCGAGGUGUUUGGUGACAUCAUGAUAGAUUAUACCUAUGUGGAGUGCACGUCAGCGGUAAUGCAGGCUCUGAGGCACUUCCAGAAGGCCUACCCUCAACACCGUGCUGAGGAGAUAAGCUCCACUCUAAAAGAAGGACUUGAGUACUGCAGGAUGGCACAGAGGCCUGAUGGAUCCUGGGAAGGGUCCUGGGGAGUGUGCUUCACUUAUGGAAUAUGGUUUGGCCUUGAAGCCUUUGCUUGUAUGGGUCACGUCUACAAGGACGAGGACGUGUGUGUGGAGGUGCAGAAAGCUUGUCGGUUCCUGCUGGACCAGCAGAUGUCGGACGGAGGCUGGGGGGAAGACUUUGAGUCGUGCGAGCAGCGGCGCUACGUCCAGAGCAGCACAGCUCAGAUCCACAACACCUGUUGGGCUUUGUUAGGCCUCAUGGCUGUCAGACAUCCUGACAGACGGGCCAUCGAGAGAGGAGUACAGCUGCUGAUUGACAAACAGCUGCCCAACGGAGACUGGCCACAGGAGAAUAUUUCAGGUGUGUUCAACAAGAGCUGUGCUAUCAGCUACACCUCCUACAGAAAUGUCUUCCCAGUCUGGACCCUCGGCCGCUUCUCAGCUCUUUACCCCAGCAGUCCGUUGGCUGGGAAGGUCAAGCUGUGAAGACCUUGAUGAGGUCGUGGUUCAUCGGACUGUCUGCCACUAUGAAGAAACAAAAUGAAAUUUUUUUACACUUACAAAACUGUCAGCCUUCAAAUUAUUCAUAAUGUCUGUGUGUCUGAACAUUUCAGCACUUCAUCUGUGUUUCCAGAGUUGAGUGGAUCAGAUAUAGUAACACAUCUCAUUCUUUGAAUAACUUUCUGUGUUGACGUUCCAGGUUGGCUCAUCUAUCAGCGCUGCUCCUUAAAAAGCUGUUGAGAUAAUCUGCUGCUAUUCAAGAAGCCCAGUUCAUGUGUGCUGGUUUAUGAAGUGCAUAAAAGCAAUAAUGUCCGUGUUGCCCUACAUUUCUGCUCCUUCCUCACCAUUUACAUUUAGAAUAAAGAAUUUUUCUAUCAUGUUAUAACAGUUGGAUGUGUCCUCAGCUUAAUAGCCUCACACUGAUCUGUGCUCAGCCAAAUAUCAAACUGUUAACACAAUUCUUUCAUAUGGAAAAACACAAGACGUGAUGCCGAUCAAUCAGGAUUUUUAACUGUUUGUUCUUGUGACACACCGGCUUUCACAUGCUGAACAUGUUUACUGCCUCGGAAACACCCAGUACACGGGCAGUGACGUCCCAUGAUGUCUUAACCUUUAUCGGAGUAAAAGUUGGCAGAGCAUGCACAUUUUUUCAGCAACACCCUGCACCACCUCCCACUGCACACACAGUACCAACACAUUGGUGUUAGUGUUGGUAUUUUACUGUUGUACAGUCCAGCAGUUGCUAGAGGGAAAGCAGCAUGAUGGAAAAGGAUCCAUUUUUCACAUUCAUUU